Messenger RNA from Yarrowia lipolytica CLIB122, 966 nucleotides. RefSeq lists its product as uncharacterized. Gene Ontology annotation, molecular function: rRNA binding. Gene Ontology annotation, cellular component: nucleolus. Gene Ontology annotation, biological process: ribosomal large subunit assembly; maturation of LSU-rRNA from tricistronic rRNA transcript (SSU-rRNA, 5.8S rRNA, LSU-rRNA). Lineage: Eukaryota; Fungi; Ascomycota; Dipodascomycetes; Dipodascales. The record is from RefSeq and is a predicted model, not a curated record.
AUGUUGCGACAAGUGAAACCGAAAAACGCUCGGGCCAAGCGAGCCGUCGAUGCCAAGGAGCCCAAGAUUGUCGAGAACACAAAGCAGGCGCUGUUUGUGCCCGGCCAGACCUCCAACCAGCUUCUUCACGAUGCCAUGGUGGAUCUUUGUGCUCUCAAGCUGCCCGAUGGCAAGCGAUUCAACAAGAAGAACGAAAUCAACCCCUUUGAGGAUGUGUCCUCGUUGGAAUUCUUCUCGGAAAAAAACGACACAUCUCUGCUGGUCUUUUCGUCGUCUAACAAGAAGCGACCCAACAACCUGACCUGGAUCCGAACGUUUGGAUACCAGCUCUUCGACAUGAUCGAGCUGCAGAUUGUCAACCACCGACUGUUACGAGAUUUCAAGGCCCAGACUGUGGGUGUGGGUCUCAAGCCCAUGUUUACCUUCAACGGUACCGGCUUUGAAACCGACCCUGUUCUGAUGCAUGUCAAGUCUCUGUUUCUGGACUUCUUCCGAGGCGAUACCACCGAUCUGCAGGAUGCUGCCGGUCUGCAAUAUAUCAUUUCAAUCUCUGCCGGCGAGGUGCAGGAAGACAAGCCUCUGCCUCUGAUCAACUUCCGAGUUUACAAGAUCCGAUCUUUCCGAUCUGGCCAGAAGCUUCCUCGAAUCGAGCUGCAAGAAAUCGGCCCCCGAUUCGACUUCAAGAUUGGCCGACGACAGGCUGCUGCUCCUGACGUGGAGAAGGAGGCUCUGCGAGUGCCUGAGCAGCUGCGACAGAAGACCAAGAAGAACGUGGAGGUGGACAACAUGGGUGACAAGAUUGGCCGAGUCCACGUGGGUAAGCAGGAUCUGGGCAAGCUGCAGACCCGUAAGAUGAAGGGUCUCAAGAAGAAGUACGACCAGGUCGAGGACGACGAGGAAGCCGAUGACGAGGUGGUCACCACCAAGAAGGCCCGAGUGGAAGAGGAGGAGUAUUUUAAUGAGUAA